Molecule: messenger RNA, 1587 nt
Organism: Triticum turgidum subsp. durum (durum wheat)
Lineage: Eukaryota; Viridiplantae; Streptophyta; Magnoliopsida; Poales; Poaceae
Source: the annotation of a GenBank genome assembly
AUGCAAGUUCCCCUGUAUCCCACGUCUCGCUGCUUGAGCAAGUUCUUGGCUGGAGAUUUUGUCUUUACGGAGACUUCCUUGUCAUCUCCUUCGUCAAUUGCACCUGAAGAACACACCUGGCUUAGCGACUACCGUGCCUGGUAUAACAUUAUUACGGAAGUGGGUGACGGUACGUUUGGUAGUGUUUGGCGUGCAAUCAAUAAGGAAAGUGGUGAAGUGGUUGCAAUCAAGAAAAUGAAGAAAAAAUAUUUUUCUUGGGAGGAGUGCAUCAAUCUCCGUGAAGUGAAGUCCCUCCGAAGGAUGAACCAUCCAAACAUUGUGAAGCUCAAGGAGGUCAUAAGAGAGAAUGACAUGCUGUUCUUUGUUUUUGAAUACAUGGAAUGCAAUCUAUAUCAGCUGAUGAAGAGCAAGGGAAAGCCUUUUUCUGAGACUGAAAUCCGGAACUGGUGCUUUCAAGUAUUUCAAGCUCUUAGUCACAUGCAUCAACGUGGAUACUUUCAUCGGGACCUUAAGCCUGAAAAUCUGCUAGUUACAAAGGAACUCAUCAAGGUAGCUGAUUUUGGGCUUGCUCGUGAGAUUAUUUCUGAACCACCAUACACAGAAUAUGUGUCAACUCGCUGGUAUCGUGCCCCAGAGGUUCUACUUCAAGCUUCUGUUUACAGCUCAGCAGUUGACAUGUGGGCUAUGGGCGCCAUUAUUGCCGAGCUUUUUUCACACCGACCUCUUUUCCCUGGCUCAAGUGAAGCGGACGAGAUAUACAAAAUCUGUAGCAUUCUUGGCACACCAAAUCAGCAUACUUGGGCUGGAGGACUGCAGCUGGCAGCAUCUAUCCAUUUUCAGUUUCCUCAGUCUCGAUGCAUAAGUCUUUCAGAAGUGGUUCCCACAGCAAGUGAAGAUGCGCUGAACCUUAUUUCGUGGCUUUGCUCAUGGGACCCCCGUAAAAGGCCAACCGCAGUGGAGGUUUUGCAGCAUCCCUUCUUUCAGCCAUGCUUCUAUGUCCCCCCUUCACUUCGUUUCAGAUCGACCGGAUAUGCAACAACACCACCAUCAGUUGGGGCUAAAGGGGCUAUGGACCAGAAGAAUGCUAGGAGAUACCCUGUGGGGACUUUAACCAACGGGAGACCGGCAGUCAAUAACUCGUACCUGAGCACUAGUAAUGUCCCAGCAAGAGCAGCUGGUGUGCAAAGGAAGCUAGAGCUGGAUCAUCAGGUGAAACCAGAGGGCAACCAUAAGCUGACGAAGGAGAACGCGAUGAACCAGCCUUGGUCCCGACUACCACCAGCACCAGUGAGGAACAACGGGAACUACCUCGCUGCAAAGGAGCAGAUCCCUCAUGGCGGCGUGCCUGACAUAGCCGAGAAGCUGUCCCAGCUGUCAGUUACCUCCACCACCAACCGGGCGCCGAUCAUGUCUUCGGACAGGUUUGCUGACCUGAAGGGCGCUACCAGAGCCCACCAACCGGAGCCCGUGAGGCGGCCCGUGCCUCUGGGACCCAGGGACACGUGGCACGCCCGGAACGACCCCUUCCGGCGCACCUACGAGAUGCCCGGCGAGAGGGCUCUCCUCCAGAGGAAGCUCGUCAGCUGA